Molecule: messenger RNA, 960 nt
Organism: Ornithodoros turicata
Lineage: Eukaryota; Metazoa; Arthropoda; Arachnida; Ixodida; Argasidae
Exons: 3
Coding region: 330-770 (146 amino acids)
Source: RefSeq, a predicted model, not a curated record
CCCGCAUACGACGGCUUUCUCGACGGAAAAGCGCCCAACUCCGCAGUCGUGACGUCACCCCGACGGACAACCGCCGAGUCCACCCGCAUACGACGGCUCCUCGGGCGGCGUCGGUUAUGUUCGGCGGCUUGGCCUUCGGAACCCCUUGCGGAGUUUUAAGCCACGAAAAUUAACAAGAAGAACGUAGGCGACGGAGAACUAAGGUUUUAGGUGUAGAAUGUAGCACAAUACUUCACACACAUAGCUUGGCAACAAAAGCACGAAACUUGAUCCCGUGUAUCGGUUGCAUUUCCGCUUCCGUUCUCUUGUUCACUGCCGCUAUCACCGCGAUGGAUGAACACCGAAAGUUGCUGCUUCUGAAAAAGAAAGUGCUUCUUCUUAAGAAGAAGGAGCUUUUGCGCAAGAAGAGCUGGUGGGUUCGACCUGUUUGGGAAGAUAGGAAGACUGAAAGUGAAUUCCACACAGCAAUGCGAAAACUGAGAGACAGCGGGGACAACAGCUACUUUCAUAAGUACUUUCGCAUGGGUCCCGAAGUUUUCGACAUGCUGCACAAGUUGGUCGAAGAUGAUCUGCGAAAGGCCCACCUCUGCAGAGAACCGAUUUCGUCAGCUGAGCGACUUGCAUUUACACUGAGGUACCUGUCAUCCGGCUUAGAUGUUAAGGAUGUGGCAAUGGCCUUCAGAGUGGGACUUGAAACUGCACGCGAGGCUAUUCACCUAACUUGCAAUGUUCUCUGGGAAAGACUGAGGGACCUGUACAUGAAGGUAUAGGUUGGCAGCUAGUCAUAAUCACGUGCACAUGCACACAGAAUAUGCAAUUAUAACUUGUGUAUUUUGCUCAACAGCCACCAGGUCCUGCAGAAUGGGCAGACAUUGCGAGAGGCUUUGAUGAACGGUGGCAGUUUCCAAACUGUCUAGGGGCAGUUGACGGCAAACACGUCAAAAUUGUUGCGCCGAAAAA